This is a messenger RNA of Odontomachus brunneus, 2806 nucleotides long. Its product is annotated as armadillo repeat-containing protein 6 homolog. The transcript has 5 exons. NCBI's taxonomy places the organism in Eukaryota, Metazoa, Arthropoda, Insecta, Hymenoptera, Formicidae. The record is from RefSeq and is a predicted model, not a curated record. Gene Ontology annotation, molecular function: protein binding. Gene Ontology annotation, biological process: hematopoietic progenitor cell differentiation. Bases 153 to 1538 code for a protein of 461 amino acids.
CAUUUCUGAACGCGACCGCGUUGACAGGUCUGCUCUUUUUAUUGUCAUAUGGACAAGCCAGCGUACAUUCCUCUCGCUCGCGGCUCGCAGUGUUCAUCUCCUUAUAUAGUGAAUCGGGACACCGAAGAGAAGAGGAGGUAGCCGCUGUUAUCAUGAGCAACACGAUUACCCAGGAGGCUUACGACGAAGUCGUCAGAGAAUUCAUGCAGGAUUUCCUCAUGACUGCUGAAGAAGCUAUCGACGACGCCGUCAGGCACUUCGAAACUCAGGGAAUAGACUUGAACAACAUCGUCAAAGAUUUAGCCCUCUCAGACAAAUAUGAGCCGAUAAUAACGUGUUUGGAACGACUGAGGUUUGCUGUGAGAGACAAGAGUUACGAGCUUGUGCCCGACACAUUGCAAGAAUUGCGCGCCGAAUUGGACAAGGACAUCGGACACAAAGUAUUCGCGGGCAAGCAGAAGUGCUACAAAAUCCUAAUCGAUCUCUUGAAAGAUUGCCGAAAGAACCACGCGAUAGUCAAAUCCACGCUAAAGACGAUCACAUCGUUAAUGACCGGCAACCCGGACUUACUGGAUGACGACGGUGUUGCGCUACAGAUAGAGAUCUUAGACAAGUAUCACGACAUUGCGACAUUGCAGUGUUUAUUGCGUUGGGUACGCGAAUGCUGCAUAAAACACGAACUGAACAGACAAAAAAUCUUCAAUGCCAACAUCUUUGAGAAACUCAAGAAAAUAUUAGUACGCGAAGAUGCAAACGUGGCCGAGAUCAAAGACGCGUGCUCUGUCAUCAGAGCCUUAGUCUUGGAUGACGACAUCAGACACGAAUAUGGAAAGGCUCACGAACAUGCGACUGUCAUCGCGAAGGGCGCUCUUGAUAUUCUCACAGGAUUGCUAUCAAGAUUUAAAAAAGACAAAACUGUAGUGGGCGACCUGAUGAUCACGUUGGCCGCAUUAAUCGUUAGAAAUGAAUUCUGUCAAGAAGUUGAGGACGCUGGCGGAUUGAAAUUCGUUCAGGACAUAAUGAUCGAUUAUCCGGACUCAGAGAAAUUAAAUUGGCAAGCUUUGAAGUUGCUCAAAGCGCUUGCUGGCAACGACAACGUGAAAUCUCAUAUCGUGACGUCUGGAUGCGCGCCUCUAAUCGUAUCUGCCAUUAGCAGAAUGAAAGCGUCGGAGUACGUCGUGACUGCAGGAUUGGGUUGCAUAUCCGCGUUAUCCUUGCGAAGCACUUCUAACGCUGGCGUAUUCUACGAUUGUGGUGCACCUCAGGUGGUUAUAGACGCUAUGAAGGCUUAUUCGAAGAAUGUGAACGUCUUGAGACAAGCCUGUUGGGCGAUCAGAAACAUGUCGGUGCGGAAUAAGUCCGAGUCAACGGAAUUUGUGGCUUACGGCAUCGAAGAAGUGCUGCAGAGUACAUUACGUCUGCACGGACCUAAAUUGGAAAAUGACGCGAAAGCUGCGUUGAGAGAUCUUGGCCUCAAGGUAGACCUAAAGGAGAGAUGGACAGGGAAAGGCGUCAAUCUAAAUAACGAGCGUCAAUGAUUAACUACUGGCGAAAUAUAAUAUUACAACUAUCUAUCACUGAUACCUCGCUAGUUUGAAUUUUCGCCUUGCCUCAUCUUGCGAUGCGACGCGUUAUUUAACGAGUCUUUAUUAAUGUACUUAAGAUACGUUUGAUCUUAAGUAUUUCGAAGCUCAACGUAAUGAAACGAGAGAAUAUGCGCUAUCGAACUUUGUUAAAAACUGCAAAGCCUCGCAAUUCUAUGUAAUAAGACUUUAAUAAAAGCCUUAGCUUUACGAGAAACAUGUUUGACAAAUGAGAUCAAACUGAGUUUAAACUUGAAAACUCAAAGCGUUUUCAAAGUCCCCUGCGGUGCCUAACAACUUUUCUCGUUUCUCGUGACAAACUGUACAGAGUACAUCGGGAUCUCAUGCAAUGCUUCAAACUUGAAGUUGCAAUACUCUUCCGUAACACUGCCAGCAGCUUUCACGUGUAUUACGUAUUUAUACUUAAUAAUUGUAUUAAACUACCUUUAUUUAUACAGGAUGUUUGGAAAGUUCCGGAACGAUCUGAUAUUUCGGAACAAAAAUAUUUUACAAAAAAUCAUGCGUACAAAAAUACUGGAAUAAAAUCAUUGAGAAGUAUAUACUUUGCGAGAUAUUUUGUCUUGAUAUUUCCCAGUAUAAGAUAUGAGAUAUCUCGAAAAGUAUUCCCUUUUUGAUGAUUUGUCUUAUUACUUUUAUACGCAAAAUGAAAAAUCUCUAGGAAUCAAUUUAUAUUAAGAAAAGAAUUAUAUAUGAUUUCAUUCAAAAAAUUCAAAUUGAAAAAAUUUUGGCACGUCCGCCACAAAGUCAAGUCAAUAGCACCAUCAUUCGUCCUCUUUGAAAUUCUAAACUUUAAAACUUUUGUCUAAAACAUCUUUUUGUGAAAUGUUUUUUUCUGAAAUAUUAGAGAAUUCUGAAACUUUUUAAACAUCCUGUAUCAUAAUAACGGUUACGUGGCCCACGGGAAUUGAGCAAUUAAUUUUCCCUCCAGACUUAUAACACGCGCGGAAUAUAUAAACGAAAAGGGGGUUAUUGAAACUUGCUAAUCAAGAUUAUUGGUACGAUGGACUACUUAAAUACUAAGUGAUAAAUAUUGCUGAGCUGAAAAAAGACAUGAGCUAACGAUCGAACAAAGUAUCGAUAAUAUUUAUAUAUCGUUUUUUGUAAAUUGUUUUUAUAUACACGUAACAAGAAAUUUUUUUGUACAUUAUAUUACUGUAACACUAGAAUUGAUACGAUGAAUAAAAGCUAAUUUUGAAAUAGUA